Vicugna pacos (alpaca) is the source of this 1431-nucleotide messenger RNA. The record is from RefSeq and is a predicted model, not a curated record. Lineage: Eukaryota; Metazoa; Chordata; Mammalia; Artiodactyla; Camelidae.
AUGAGCAUCCCGGACGUCAUCCGCCUGAAACAGGAGCAGCACGUGCACAAUGAGAAGUCCGUGCUGAAGGAAGUCAGCCACCCGUUCCUGGUCAAGCUGUUCUGGACGUGGCAUGACGAGCGCUUCCUGUACAUGCUGAUGGAGUUCGUGCCGGGGGGGGAGCUCUUCAGCUACCUGCGGAACCAGGGCCGAUUCUCCAGCACCACCGGGCUCUUCUACUCGGCGGAGAUCGUCUGUGCCAUCGAGUACCUGCACUCCAAGGAAAUCGUCUACAGGGACUUGAAGCCGGAGAACAUCCUUCUGGAUCGAGACGGUCACAUCAAACUCACUGACUUCGGCUUCGCCAAGAAACUGGUGGACAAGACGUGGACCCUUUGCGGGACGCCCGAGUACCUGGCCCCGGAAGUCAUCCAGAGCAAGGGCCACGGGAGAGCGGUGGACUGGUGGGCGCUCGGCAUCCUGAUAUUUGAGAUGCUCUCCGGGUUCCCUCCGUUUUUUGAUGACAACGCCUUUGGCAUUUAUCAAAAAAUUCUUGCGGGCAAGAUAGAUUUCCCCAGACAUUUGGAUUUCAGUGUCAAGGACCUCAUCAGGAAAUUGCUUGUUGUCGACAGAACAAGGCGACUGGGAAACAUGAAGAACGGCGCGGAGGACGUGAAGCGACAUCGGUGGUUCCGGACCGUGGACUGGGAGGCUGUCCCACAGAGAAAGCUGAAGCCCCCCAUCGUGCCCAAAGUGUGCAGUGAGGGCGAUACCUCCAACUUCGAAGCCUAUCCUGAGAACGACUGGAACACGGCCCCUCCGGUGUCUUCGAAAGACUUGGAAGUCUUCAAGAAUUUCUGAGGACAAGAAUCCCCAUCUGGAAGAAACGGGACGAUUGGACCCUGCCUGGGACAGGUGGCUAAGCCCGUGCAGAGCUGAAGAAAGGUCUUGACGGGACCAGGACAUCCCCACGUUUCUGGACGUCUGGAUGUGGACCAAGACGCUGCAGCCCUGUUGGCCUCCGUGCGUCUGUCAUCGUUUAAGCAACUGGAAAUCCACUGCACAGUAGGACGUUUGGAACAAUUGUUUGCUGGUUGAUUUUAUCUUCUCUUUCAGCUUUUGUGUUCCUACUGUGAUAGCUUGGUUUUUUUUUUCCUCAUAGACUUGACGCUAUACGUUUGAGCUGAACUUGUUGAGAUAUAACCACAAAUUGCGUGUGUGGGUGCGUGCGCGUGGGUGUGUGUGUGUCUGAAAAAGACAGUGUGAUCGGAGCACAGUUUGUCCAGUGUUUCUGCUUUCCAGAGGUUAUGGUUUUUAUGUUUCAGUAUUUUUUUUCAAGAAUCUAUUCUCUUGGGGACAAAAGUCUAAAAAGUAUGCUGUGUGCAGUUCUGAAUCAUCUUAUAUGCAUUUUAUGGUUCUACGUGAAGAAAAUAUUAUAUGCCGGUCUGUUUC